CCGGAUCCCCCGGCUUGCUCGCGUCCUGGGACCUUCUCUGCGUUCGCGUCGGGAAAGGAGAACAGUAGUUGUGUUUCUCCUUUUCAGCUCGAAGGAUGAAUCGCUGCGUUCCUUACUGCGAGAUGGCGUCUGAACAGUUCUUUUUCCAGUGAUUUCCUCCUCGUUGUCUGAAAAGGAGCCAGAGGCGUCUCCACCGAGAGACGAAGAAGGAAGCUCGAGAGCUCUCCAUGCUGAUGACCCACUCGAGAGAGAAGAGCAGCAGCUUUCUCUUCACUCUGUUUGUAUCUCCCGUCUCUGUGUCUCUUUGUUCGUCUUUCUUUUUCCACGCGGCUGUUCGAGCAAGUCUCGUCUUUCCCCGCUUUCUUCCUUCUCCCUAAGUUCCCUGAAAACCUCGACAUUCCCGAAGAGAAAAAAAAAGGCUUCUCCUUCGAAGUGUCCAUACACUUGGCGUUUUUGUUUUCGCUUCGCCCCUUUCUUUUCGGAUGCAUUGUCUCUUUUGCUCGUUUCUCAACGACGAAAGAAAAAAACGAACGCGAGAGCGAGAGAGGAGAAGGGUAAAGUCUGACGACAACAGGCAGACGCUUCCUUCCUUCCAGGUUUCGACUUGUUCGUGCAGCUCUCUCUCUCUUUCACCGGUGCAUGCAGUUUCUCUCGUCUCAGGAUUCUUGUCUUCCAACGAGUCUCCUGUUCUCUCUCGCGAUCCUGCCGACUUCUUCCACAUCUCUUCUCUCUCAUCGACAACGUAUCCGUUCCUCUUCGAGAUCCGCGGUUGUUCGGCUCUCUCGUCUUGCCGUCCCCGCCUUUUUCUCCUUCAGGUCUUUCUUUUCGUUCUUCCUUUGCCGUUUUCCUCUGAUGCAAGUCUCCUCAUCUGCGCCUCACUCCCUCUGCCGUCUGACUUCGUCCCCAUCUUCCUUGUCGUUCCGAUCUGACUUCCUCCGCAGUUUGUCUGUGUUUCUCUUCUUUCACUUCGUUUUCCACUGCUACUCCUUCGUUUCGUCCGUCGCAGAUAUUUCGUCUUCAGUAUUUGAGACUUCACCAGCUCUCCCUUCUAGCGGCUCUCCGGGGUGUACGUACAAUUGAGGAGGUCCGCGCUGCGCCGCCAGCCUUCGGCUUUGCUUCUAAGAUGAACGCGCGUUUCGCCGCAGGAAAUCGCGACGCGAUCGAGCAAAGAUUUACACCGACGACGAGGAAGAGGGACUUCGUCCUCAGAAGCUCUUUUUUCCUCUCCUCCCCUCCCGCAUCGCGUUUCUUUUCUCCACCUCGUGACUGUUUCGCCCUGUAGCGAUUUCUUCUUCUCUUUGGAUGCUCGCGUUUUGCUGCCUUUCCGGGGGCGCACUCGUUUUUCAACUCCGGAAAAUCUCCGUUUUCCUCCCUCUUCCUAUCACCGAACAAUGCCUACCAUCUCCGCAGAGACUCCUGCCGCCGUACACUGAGGAGACAACGGGAACCGUUUACCUGAGACUACGCGUAUAUCCGUAUACAUACAUAUUUAUCUCUAAGCAUGUAUGCAUCUACUUCAUACCUACACGUAUGCAUACGUCUACGUAAAUGUACUCAUUCCCACAUAUAAAUAUAUAUUUAUAUUUAUAUAUAUAUAUAUAUAUAUAUAUUUAUAUAUAUGUUACAUGUAUAUGCAUACGGUUUAGUGGUGGCAUUUGGUUCGCCUGUUUCAAGAUUGUAUUUUUCCAGUCUUCAGUCCUUCUUUUCUCAAGGAACGACUCGUGCAGAAGGUUGGGAGCAGAUAGGAAAGGAGCCGAGAUGGAAGCUGUCAAGGAAGAGCGAUGGUGACUCUCGUUGUCCUCAACUGACUCUCCUGGAGUUGUUUGUUCCCUGCUGGCCUCUCCGCUGCUUUCUCUCUCGUGUCUACUCUUUCGCUUGAGUGGGGCAUUCGCCUUCUUCUCCUCUGAAGGUCGAGAGCCACUCGCGGUCUUUUUCCUUUUCUUCUUCUCCAUUUAUCUUCUUCGCUCUUUCCGUCGGCUCGUUUGAUUUCGCGGCAUGCUUCUUCUCUCUCCUCUCCUCUCUCUCACUCCUUCUUCUCGAGUUUGCCGCCUCUUGCUCUCCCUCUUGCUCUCCCUCUUGCUCUCCUUCUCCUGCUUCUCCUGUAUCAUCGUCUUCUUCUGCACCUUGUUCUCCUCCUCGUUCUCCGCGGGCGUUUGCGCUUGUGUUUCUCCCUGUGGUUCGUCGAGCUCCUUCGGCGCUGCAUCUGCUCGGUUCGCCGUGUAUUCUGCGCGUUUUCCGAGAUGGGGAACUCAUGCGGCGGUCGCUGUCUGUCGGGAAGCUUGUUGCUGUCGCGGAACGAAGACGACAUCCGUCGCCACUAUAGAAUCGGCAGGGUCUUAGGUUCCGGAUCUUUCGGACAAGUUCGAGAGUGCACCAGGCGAGAGACAGGCGAAGUUUUCGCCGUGAAAAUCAUCGAACGCAAAAUGACCGCCAAGGAACAAAUGGCGCCUGGGAGACCCUCCAACGAGGCGAUGAUCAAGUCCGAAGUCAACAUCCUCAAAGACCUGGAUCACCCGAACGUAGUGAAGUACGUGGACUUCUUCGAAGAUCGUCACUUUUUCUACGCAGUCCUGGAGCUGUGCGACGGUGGGGAACUCUUCCACGAAAUCGUCAAGCGAAGACAUGUGACCGAGCAAGACGCCUCCAACUUCUGCAAACAGAUGGUCGGCGCCCUCGCCUACCUCCACGAGAGAGGCAUCGUCCACCGCGAUGUGAAGGCUGAAAAUUUCUUGUUCAAAAGCAAGUCCCCCGACUCACUCAUCAAGCUCAUUGACUUUGGCAUGUCCGCGAAGAUCCCACCUUGCGGGUAUCUCACUGAUCUCUGCGGCUCUCCGCAUUACAUUUCUCCGGAGUUGAUCAGCAAGCACUACGGAACGGGAGUGGACAUGUGGGCCUUCGGUGUGAUGAUUUACUUGAUGCUCUUUGGGCGCUAUCCCUUCGAAGGCGCAAAGCCUGGACAUAUCGCCAGAGAAGUCCAGCACAAACAGCUGGACUGGACCAGCAAGGAGUGCAUGCACUUGACGGAGAGCUGCGUGGAUUUCCUCAGUCGCUUACUCGACAGAAAUUACAGAACGCGGUUGACGGCUGCUCAAGCUCUGCAACACCCGUGGAUCUCAACUUGCACACCACUCAAGGAGCUGUCGAUCAUUAACCCAGAGAACCUGGAGCUUGCACGUCGCCUGUCGGUCGACUCCGAGCACACUGGCGGACACCGGGUAGCGGCGCGUGUGAACUCCAAGAUGGCCAUUGCCGAAAAGGAAUUCCGGAAAGGGAAAAGCACUGGACGCAGAAUCUCUGUCACCGACAGCCAACAGUCGUUCCACUCUAAGUAACUUUUCUUCCGCGGACUCCUUCGUUCAAAUGUAAGUCACGUUGUGCAAGCACUCCUGGAUUCCAUUGCUCAAAGAGAACUGCCUUCUCAAAACAUUCAACCAACGAAAUGUUCUACAUAGAGAGCUAUGCUUACAGAAAUACAUAGAUGUGUACUUCUAUAUUUCAUGAUAAGCAGUGUCACGACUCAAUGCAUAUACAUGUCUAUAUCUGUCUAUGUAUACAUGUUUUUAUGUAUGUUUUUCUGUAUCCGUUGAUCUGCAGUGGUGUGACUAUUUUUGGAGUGUAUCCAAGUUCGUGUGUGUCCAUGUCCAUAUUUCCAGCUGCGCUUACGACUGUGGUUGAGCAUGUGCAUGUACCCAGCUGCAAGUCAAUCUGCAUGUUUAUAUGUGCGUAUGUAGUAGUCUCUACAUACAAAUAUAUAUAUAUAUAUAUAUAUUGUUAUACAUAUGUAUAUACGUACGCAUAUAUAUAUAUAUAUAUAUAUUUGUGCAUGCGUCGAAAAGAUGAAAUGCCUUUGGUGGCAGCGCCUGUUUUACCGCUCCACAGUUGCACGCCGCUCGUUUGCUCGGCACCCCGGUUCCUAUCUUCUGAGAAUGUUGGAUCUCCGUGGCGGCGGCUACACGUGUCGGGCGUUUGACGCUCCGCAUCGCUUCUUUCCGCUUCACCAUGUCGUCAUAUUUCUGUCAGUUUCUGUUGUCUCCACGUGUCUCCUUUGUUUUUGCGCGUCGUCAGGUCUGCUCGCAGCCAGCGCUUUCUCGCGCGAGGUGAAGAAUGACAUUUCGAGCGUCUGCGGAGGAGACGAAUUCGUUGCCGACUUGUGCGGAACGAGCCUUUGAACGUUCCUUGUCGUGGUCGUGCUCCACAAGGCUAUGAGUUCCUCUCUGUGACCGGAGCGUUACUGCAGCCGAAGCGCGGUCGCGGCAUGAUCCGGCUUCACGAGGAAUGUCUUUUUUCUGGUCUCCCGUCUCGCUUUUAAUCUCCAACUUCGGAGCCGAAGAGACGCCGGAGGGUGGACGCAGACAUGUGCGUGCAUGUCCACACUCAUUUAACUGUAUGUAAAUGUAGACAUCUCGUUUCGUGAGGGGUGGCUCUAAGUCACACAGACUGCGGUACAUGGCCGCGCAAAAGAUAUUUCAGACCUGGAGUUUUUUGGGUCUUUCUCAGUUCGCUUCCUCGCUGUUUCUCCCUGUGCCUUGAGGCACAAGUGGAGAACUCAAAAGGAAAGAAAAGAGACAACAGAAAAGACGGGACAGCUCGCCAGUCCUGCCGGUUGCAAGGAAGCCAUGUGCGAAGACGGAGGGCGGCGAACUCUCCUCGCGUCUCUGCCAUGCGCCUCCUGUGAUGGGUGCUCCCAGCGACACAGCCAAGCCUAAGCCUGAGCAGUUUCUUGGCUGUGAGGCAUUGUGCUUGUGUCUUCAAAUCGCGUUCUACAGAUCAGUCGAUGAGGUCGCCUCUUCUUCGCGUUCAGGUCGGCGCGCCACACCAGCCGGCCAGCAGCGGUAGGAGAUCGAAUCAAUGUCUUGGCAUCGAGAGAUGUGCCGAUCCAUGGCUGCUCCUGUGCUCUCUGUUCUUCGAGGGACGAGGGGGCAGGAAUCUGGAGUGUGGAGAGAACUGCGCCUGUGACUUGUGGCCUUCGCCGAAUGGGUCUUCCAGCACUGAAACGCGUGCAUUCACCGCAGAAUGCAAGCGAAUCUGUUUUUCUGAGUCCCUGGACCGAGACGGAGUGUUUUUCUCGCAGAAAAGCGGUCCGAAGCAAGAAAGCGCGCGUAGGCACGCAGUGGACAGUCGGCCGUGAACAGGCUUCGCGAAGGCGGCUUCGUUGUCGUCAUCUCAGAGUUUUUUCUUUCGGCGCCUCGCGUUUUGAUUUUGUGUAAACCGUGAUUCCAGGGAACGAAGAGAUUCACACACCGGCAGCUGACGGUUUCCGGGAAGUUUGUGGGGGGAGAAUGAACGCAGUCUAGGAGGCAAGGCUCAGUGCACCGCAGAGAAGGGAGAGAGCGAGAAGGAAUAAAGGAAGCAACGAGGAGCAGCGCGAUUUGUAAGAGCUGCAGAAGCAUUUUCAUCACGAAGACGGAAGGGCAGCUCUGGUCGUCAAAUGUUUUACCUUCCGGGUGACCUUCUCUGCAGUUGUCGACGGCAGAUACGCCGUAACGAACAGACUGUAGGGGGAGAAGACGGUCUUUCUGAUGAAUUGUGCCCCUCAGUUAAAACGUGUGUAAUUUAUCGGUACGCAAAGGCAGUGCCGCACUUGAGUUUCCUCUUUCGAGUCCUUAGAGUAUAUGCCGUGAUUCGGCUCGUUAUUUGAGCAGACGGAUCCAGAUUGUCUUUGAAUGCAAAGAGAAAAGGGCGCAUUUUUCUCGUAGUGAAUGCUGCGACAAAUGGAGGACAUUUUUUCCCUCAACCGAAUAAGCUCGUUACACGGAGAACGGAUACAUGGCAUUUUGUGUGUGUUCAUGGUUACAUCUCUACGCGGUGUUGCCGUACAUGCAAAUGCACCCCUGUGCAUCCGUGGCCGCUUCGGCUAUCUCUCAAGUCAAGCAAAUCUCUGUUGGCUUUUUCUUCUUUGCAUGCACGUGUACCUGCGCGCAUAGUGAUAGUUUUGAGUCACAGUUUUUCCCUCUUUGUCGACCCUGAUGCAUGACUGCGAAGAAAAGGCAGUUGACAGGGAAGACCAGAGGGACGACGAAAUGAUGCGCCUUUGUUAAGCUUCUUGUCAAACCUUUCAUUUGAAAAACUUUUGUUAGGUGUUGGGCGUGGAAGUUGGGAUGGCCGGC
Molecule: messenger RNA, 6107 nt
Organism: Toxoplasma gondii ME49
Lineage: Eukaryota; Apicomplexa; Conoidasida; Eucoccidiorida; Sarcocystidae
Product: ULK kinase
Exons: 9
Coding region: 2241-3332 (363 amino acids)
Biological process (GO): protein autophosphorylation; intracellular signal transduction; peptidyl-serine phosphorylation
Cellular component (GO): nucleus; cytoplasm
Molecular function (GO): calmodulin binding; ATP binding; calcium/calmodulin-dependent protein kinase activity
Source: RefSeq, a predicted model, not a curated record